This is a messenger RNA of Arabidopsis lyrata subsp. lyrata, 231 nucleotides long. RefSeq lists its product as uncharacterized. Lineage: Eukaryota; Viridiplantae; Streptophyta; Magnoliopsida; Brassicales; Brassicaceae. The record is from RefSeq and is a predicted model, not a curated record.
AUCGAAUCCGUCGACAAAGUGAUUUAGUUGCCCAAUUCCAUCUUUCCAGUCUCCGGAAGAAGAGAAGAUGGAGAAAGAUAAACAGGGGAAAGGAGAGUGGAUCAGAAACAGAGACGAAUGUGCCCAAAUAUUGCGUUCUCUUAUGCUGCGACACUAAAAAUAAAAAUUCGGUUUGGAAAGCUUGAUGCUGUGGACCUGAGGCUUCUGUUUUGUCCCCUUGAAAUGCAAUGA